This is a messenger RNA of Scylla paramamosain (green mud crab), 2404 nucleotides long. RefSeq lists its product as uncharacterized. The transcript has 4 exons. NCBI's taxonomy places the organism in Eukaryota, Metazoa, Arthropoda, Malacostraca, Decapoda, Portunidae. The record is from RefSeq and is a predicted model, not a curated record. Bases 815 to 1885 code for a protein of 356 amino acids.
AGCGAGAGGGAGGCGCCAAUGAGAGCGACAGGCGUGAGGGAGGAGAAAGAGCGAGGGAGAGCGAGCGAGCGAGGGAGGGAGGAACAAGUGAGGUCCGCCAGCCGCUGAACCCGUGCCGGGCCCACCAGUGCCGCGUCAGCGUCCGUCGUAAGUGGUGUGUUGCAGCUGCUUCGACCCAGUGACCCACCACUUGCUGCCUGAUUCACUUAAACCGGCACCCUUUUCCUUGCCGGAGCCAUCAGCAGUGGAAGACUCACAGUGGAACGUACCUGUGGUGUUGAAUCAGUGACUGGAUCAAUCAAUUGGCGUGGAAAUGUUGAAGCGUUAUGUUUUGGGGGGUGCUGUGCCCCGCCCCUGGAUGCGUGUCCGGGGCUGAGGCGGGGGGCGGCCUGCUCACCUCCACCACAACAACACCGUUGUUCGGUGCGUUGACCAGUCAGUGUGUGGAGGAGUGCUUGCGAAGAGUUGUCUCAGCUGUUUCUUGACCCGUACUGAGUGUCCCCUGCUGCUCUCAUCUACCUCAUGCGGAGUGCCGCGGACAGCAGCAGGUUGUUGGCGGGGUGGCUGCUGGUUCUUUGCCUAGAGCUUGCGUGAUCCGUGUCGGCACCACGAAGUAAGAGCGAACACAAGCCUGGCCGUUGAGCAACAUUAGUGUGGGGCGGAGUGUGAGUGGCAGAGGGUGUGUGUGCGUGAGUGUGUGGCGGCGCUGUGCUCACCGUGCCGCAGCGCCCAGGCAUGGACAGCUUGUGACACUGUCAACACCACCGCGUCCUCGAGUUGCUGACGUUAUGCCUGGUGACCUGCAGUGAGCACCAUGGAAGACGACGGUGACGGUAGACUCAUCGUGGAGGACGAGGUGAAGUGGGAGGUGCGCGAGGCUGGGGACAACCCCGAGGCGCCCGAGCUGUGUCCACGCCUCAUGGUGGCCAGGAAGAGCCUUACUCGGUGCAAGGGCGUGGAGGAAUCCUUCGAGGGCGAGAAUGAUCCCUGCCUCCCCAAGGAACAAGGAGAGACCUACGAGAAUGAGAGUUUCGAGGCUCCUUCCUGCCCCGGCAGUAUUAAUGCCACCAAGUCUCCUGACUCCCUCAGGAUCUCCAAGCGCGCCACCAGUCCCGGGGCGGCGUCCAGUAAAGCCAGCCAGGGAGAGACGGAGAGCCUCACCCCGCACUCCCCCGCCACGCCCCACACGGACAAGGGCAGUAGCUGCCGCAGCAGUGUGAGCAGCGCGGGCGGGGUGGAGUCAGGCCAGGUGGACGCCGGUGGCUUUGAUGACAUCUCGGCGUCCAUGAGUGUUAUCCGUAUGGAAAAAUUUGCUUUGGAGAAGCGUCGCGUGUCGCGCAUCCUGCCCAAGUGUCUCCACCGGACCUUUGUGGACAAGGAUGUGGAGCAGUUGUUCCAAACGUACCACGAGAGACAGCGCCGUGCCGACCUGCACAUCCUACUGGGUGCCGGCGUCACCUUUACCGCGUACAGUGCCGCCAUGUGUGUCCUGGGUGGCGUGGGGCCGCUGCUGCCCGCGCCCCUCGCCCUAGCGGCGAUCGGCAUUCUCAUGUUACUAUUGAUGCUGCUGUGUCGAUUACACGUGUUCCCUGAGCGAUCUUGGACCUUCCUGCCCUACCUGGCGUGGACUCUCUUCCUGUCGGCCGUGGGUGUGUUCGUGUUUCUGGGCCCUCCCACUCCCGUGCCGCGCCAAGCCCUGCUGUGGCUCAUCCUGCUGCAUUUCAUGCUGUUUGUGGGCCUGCCUCUUCGCCUCCCCGCCUGCCUCCUGCUGACCUCUUUCACCGCCGCCGCCCACCUCGCCAGCUCCGCCCUCCUCAUGCCCGAGGGGCAGCGCCUCACCCUCCAGUGCAGGACAAAGCCUCUGCCUGUCGUCAUGGAGUGGUGAGUCCAAGCACUACUGCACGCUGGCUUAAGGCGUCCCGGGCGAGUAAGUCAGGGCACAACUUGGUUCCCGUCUCCUACUGUUCUCCGAUGCAACGUGAAAGGAAACAAGCCCCAGUUGGCUCCAUCCGGCGAGGAAGACGUAUUGGAGUUCUGGAUCUCAAUUUGUUUCGUCCUACAGGCAUCAUAUAUUGUCCUUUUAUAUUUCUUUACACCAAAAACUCUAUAACCUUUCUGCGACGAGAGCAGAAAUGAAUGGAAAUAACCAAGGUAAUAUGCGGCAUGGGAAACUAUCCUUCAGCAGCAGGAACUCGAGUAACUCCUCUCCUGUGCUUGAACUUCGUUGCAUACAGCAGAGCCUGGACCGAUAGGAGAGAGUGAGGGGUGUCCUGUAAGCCUCUCACUGCCUCACACCAAGUAGAAACAGAAACACUACAUCACAACAUCACUACACUUUUCUGUAAAUAGUUCUGACAGUUCAUCUUUAUGUAUGCCAUGAGAAUAACAAACAUGAAUUACUUGC